AUGACACUGGACGCCGACGCGCUGUCUCGCCUGAAGCGAGAGCUAAAGAAGCGUGGCCUGGAUACCGGCGGACUCAAGGCAGUGCUGCUCCAGCGGCUGAAGAAGCAUCUGCAGCAGGAGGAAAACGAGACGGAGCAGAAAGACAAAACCCCAGAGCUAAGUGGCAAGGAGGAGUCUAGCAACAAGAAGGAUCCUAUCGACGAAGACAAAGAGGAGAAAUCGGACAAAAAGGACGAGCCAGCUCCGAAACAAAAUGCUAGGGAUAAUGGCGGGGACAAGCCAGAAACGCUGAAAAGACGCGCGGAUGCAGUCGACAAAGACGAUAAUAAGGACUCGCCAGACGUUAAGAAGGCCAAGUUGACUGAAAAAGCGGAUACCGGCAGCCUACAGCCUGAAGAUGAAGAUGGCGAUAAACCGGCGUCGGUUGUUGAUGCUGAGAAGGCUUUGGAUGAAGAUGCCGAAGCAACGGAAGAGGAACACAGGACUACGCUUCGUAUCGAUAACUUUAUCCGGCCGUUUACGCUAAAUGCUGUCAAGGCACUUGUGCAAGAGCUCGGCAAUUAUGUAGAGGAUGGAUUCUGGAUGGAUGCGAUCAAGACACAUUGUUUCGUGACGUACCCCACGUCUGAGAUCGCCAAGAAAACAAGUGCGGCUCUCAACGGCAAGGUAUGGCCUCCAGAGAAUGGACGUUCGCUCCGUGUCAAGUUUGCAGAUCAUUCGGCUAUGGAGGUUUCGCAACAUGGCGAGGAGAACGUGCCCAACCGACCAAAGACUAAGGAAAGCAAUGACACUCACGCUACUCAACGCCAAAGUAAGGACCCGACUCUAUAA
Messenger RNA from Phytophthora infestans T30-4, 831 nucleotides. RefSeq lists its product as uncharacterized. The record is from RefSeq and is a predicted model, not a curated record. NCBI's taxonomy places the organism in Eukaryota, Oomycota, Peronosporomycetes, Peronosporales, Peronosporaceae. Bases 1 to 831 code for a protein of 276 amino acids. Gene Ontology annotation, molecular function: RNA binding. The transcript has 7 exons.